This is a messenger RNA of Cuculus canorus (common cuckoo), 434 nucleotides long. Its product is annotated as cytochrome b-c1 complex subunit 8. Gene Ontology annotation, biological process: mitochondrial electron transport, ubiquinol to cytochrome c. Lineage: Eukaryota; Metazoa; Chordata; Aves; Cuculiformes; Cuculidae. The transcript has 2 exons. The coding region runs from base 60 to 308 and encodes 82 amino acids. The record is from RefSeq and is a predicted model, not a curated record.
CCGUUUCCGGUUCCGGGGCGGACGGUGGCAGCAGAAAGGUUUGCCAGCAAGGUGACACGAUGGGCCUUCACUUCGGGAACUUGGCUCGGGUGAGGCAUGUCAUCACCUACAGCCUCUCGCCCUUCGAGCAGCGCGCUCUGCCCAACCUGCUCUCGGAUGCUCUGCCCAACGUGUGGCGGCGCUUCAGCUCCCAGGUCUUCAAAGUAGUGCCCCCCUUCGUGGGAGGCUAUCUCCUUUACUCCUGGGGAACGCAAGAGUUUGAGAGGCUGAAGAGGAAGAACCCUGCUGACUACGAGAAUGACCAGUAAUCGAGUUGAUAAGGAGAACGUUACCUCACUGUGUUACAGACGUUGUGUUGCUGAGCUUGUUCACCUGACCGGAAGGAUACUGGGAGGGAGAUAAUUGUGGCUAAUAAACUUUAACGUUGCCCCAUG